This is a messenger RNA of Mycena citricolor, 2655 nucleotides long. NCBI's taxonomy places the organism in Eukaryota, Fungi, Basidiomycota, Agaricomycetes, Agaricales, Mycenaceae. The record is from the annotation of a GenBank genome assembly.
GACGCCUUGAGCCUGAGUUUCUUGAGUUUACAUUCACGUUUUUCCAGACCCUGCGAGGAAGAAAUGCACUGCUGAUGGACGCGGUCAAGUCGAGGAUCAGCGCCCCUUGCCCCAUCAAGCAACGGAAGUAUUUUCGUGUCUUGAUUUUGCACUCCCAUCUGACUGUCGUUGAAACAUGCCAAUUACUGAUCCUGCUUCCUGUGCGGCCUUACGCUGUCGUGCACAGCUACUAUCAGGAACCGCCACGCCCCCCAUAUAAAUACUGUGAAUUCACAGACUAGUGACUCACAAUCAUUCUCUUGCUUUAGACUGGCUGCGUUGCAAACUUCAACUCAAUCUACGCCUGCGUAUAAUACAACUCUAAUCAUGUCGGAAAUUCGCACUCGCACUCGUCGCCGGUCCUCCACUGGUAUCGUCCACGUCCUCGCUUCCCCCCUCGCGUCGCACAUGCCCUCGUUCCCCGACGCGCCGAUCCCCCGCACACUGCUCGCCGAUUUCGUAGCCUCCUUCAACGAGCUCCAGUCCUAUCGCAGUGGCAGACCAGUCGUCCUAGACGGACAAAACCUCUCCAUUGCUGCGGUCACCGCCGUAUCGCGAUACAGCGCCGGUGUCGAGCUCGAUAGCUCGCCGCAGAUCAAAGACCGUGUGCAGCGCAGUCGUGACGUGAUAGUCAAGAAGGUGGACGGGAAGUCGAGCAUAUACGGCGUGACGACGGGUUUUGGGGGCAGCGCUGACACUCGGACGGACCAGCCGCUUGUAUUGGGCCAUGCCUUGCUGCAGCUUCUCCAAGCUGGCGUCCUUCCCUCGUCCAGUGCCAUGAGUGCCAUGCCUUCUGCUCUGCCUCUUCUUGACCCCUCGAGCUCAAUCAUGCCGGAGUCCUGGGUCCGUGGGGCCAUUCUCGUUCGCAUGAACUCGCUCGUCCGCGGCCAUUCUGGCGUGCGGUGGGAGCUGGUGGAGAAGAUGAACGAGCUUCUCGCAGCGAACAUCACGCCUCUGGUUCCUCUCCGCGGCAGCAUCUCCGCUUCAGGGGACUUGGCUCCGCUGUCUUACGUCGCUGGCUGUCUGAGCGGCAAUCCCGCCAUUCGAGUUUUUGACGGGCCGGCGACUAGCUUUGGUGUACGCAACAUCUUGCCUUCCCCAGUGGCCUUGAAGGCUCGUGGCAUCGAGCCUAUAUCCCUAGCAUCGAAAGAGCACCUGGGACUCUUGAAUGGGACCGCGUUCAGCGCGUCUGUGGCAUGUUUGGUUUUGAAUGACGCGGUUCACCUAGCUUUGUUGUCUCAGAUCUGCACAGCCAUGGGUGUGGAGGCGCUUGCCGGUAGCCGGGGCUCGUUCGAUCCUUUCAUUCACGACGUUGCGCGUCCACAUCCUGGACAGAUCGAGUCGGCCAAGAUGGUAUGGGACUUGUUGGAAGGUAGCAAAUUCGCAAUCACAUCUGAGGAAGAAGUCACGAUAGAAGAAGACUCGGGUGUUCUGAGACAGGACCGUUAUCCCUUGCGCACGGCGCCUCAGUUUAUCGGACCUCAGCUCGAGGAUCUUUUGACUUCGCUCGACACUAUCACUCGGGAGUGCAAUUCCACGACAGACAACCCGUUGGUCGACGGCACUACGGGCAAAAUCCAUAACGGCGGCAACUUCCAGGCCAUGGCUGUGACAAACGCAAUGGAAAAGACACGUUUGGGACUACAUCACAUCGGGAAACUGCUCUUCUCGCAAUGCACCGAACUUCUGAACUCGGACAUGAAUCGGGGUCUGCCGCCGUCACUGGCAGCUACGGAUCCAUCGCUGAACUAUCACGCGAAGGGAAUCGAUAUCGCGAUUGCGGCCUAUGUUUCGGAGCUGGGACAUCGGGCAGCUCCGGUUUCAACGCACAUACAGUCCGCCGAGAUGCAUAAUCAGGCAGUCAAUUCCUUGGCUCUAAUCGCCGGACGGGCAACUAUCGACUGCAUCGAUGUUCUGACUCAGCUGAUUGCAUCAUAUCUCUACGUCCUCUGCCAGGCUCUGGACCUGAGGGCGAUGCACACCGAACUGGUGGCUGGACUGGACGCCAUUGCUGCUGAAGAGUUUUCCGCCGUCUUCGGAUCGUCCUUAAACGAUGAGACCGCGAAGGACAGCGUUUGCCGUACUCUUCAGGCCGCUUUGGUGGAAACGAGCAACAUGGAUGCGGGUCAACGCGUUGUCAAGAUCGCAGCAGCAAGCUCUGCUGUGCUGGUCGAUGUCUGCUCGGCAUCGCCCAACCCGGCUCGCUCGAUGCCUCUCAUCGCUCCUUUCCGCAGGAAUGUCGCCAACCGCCUUGAGACGCUUCUGAAUGAACUCAGACGUACAUAUCUCUUUGGUGACAAGGGCGCGAGUCCAGCCAGUGGCUUCCUAGACAAGACACGGCCUAUCUACGAGUUUGUGCGGAUCACGCUGGGGAUCAAGAUGCACGGCGCUGAAAACUUGGACUCGUUUGCUCAUGGCCUGGGGGAUACCGUUGGCCAGGGCGUCUCGCUUAUAUACGAAGCGAUCCGAGAUGGCCAAAUGCAGCCAGUCGUCGUCGGGCUGUUUGCAUAAAAAGCAGGGUAAUUGCUCAUUAUAAUCUGCACAUCAAUGUAAUCUAUUAUCAUCCACGCUCGAGAACAUUCCAGAUCCAGAACACCUGGGAGUGAGCUAUAAAAU